AUGGAAUCAUAACUAAAGUUCAUUUGCAUUAGAUAACACAUGUUUUUGGAUUAGAAAUACGUCCUCUUACUUUUACCAAACAAGAUAACUUUGAGUCAAGUAUAAAGAGUUAAAUAAUAAAGUUUGGAAAAGAACCUAAAUACAUUUUAGAAUUGGAAUUACACAACAUCAUUUCUUGGCAACUCAAUCAUUUGAAUUAGCUUGUUAGUUUUGGGAUUAUUUGGAAUAGAAUUGAAAAACUAUUCCAUUCUACUCACGAAGACUUAAUGAAGCUUAGAGAGGCGAUAAGGAAUCAAAUUAUGUUUAAAACUGUACAUCAAUUGUACAAACCUCUCUCAUUGCUUGGUGGCAGUAAUUUAGAUGAGGUAAAAAAUUAAAUGUAUUUAGUUGUAUUUAUGUUCUGAUCUAAUCGAUAACAAAUAAUUUUAAAUCAAAUGCCAUGCUAAAAAUCAGUUUGAAGAUUCAAUGGUAAAAUUUUACAUUUUAUUUAGUCUCGUAUUUACAAUGAAAUAUAUUGCCUGAAUAAAAUAAAAUCAGAUUAUGUUUAAAGUUUACAUGAGGUUUUUACAGGUGAAAAUACUGUCUAUUUAAUUUAAGAAUACUUGGAUGGUGUUAAUUUAAAUGAAUUGCUUAACAGAGUGACUCUGGACAAACCCUAGAUAUUAAUAAUAAUGAAAGUAUAUGCAAAUUAAACCCAUAGCAAUUACUUACUGCUGUUAAAGAAAUUCAUUUCCAUAACAUAAUGCACAGAGACUUAAAACCAACUGCAAUUGUCUUUUAAAAUAAAGAUUCAAUAGAAGGGCUUAAAUUAACUGAUUUUCAUCUUGCUGUACCCAUCAACUCUCAAAUAAACUUAGGAGAUUCUGGUACUCCAGGAUAUGCAGCGCCAGAAACAUUCAAAGAUAAUUACAAUGAAAAAGUGGAUAUCUUUAGUGUUGGUUGUAUCUUUUUUAAAUUGUAUAAAUUUUCUUGAUUUUAUAGAGUUACAAAAAGAGACUUAUUCUAUGGAAAAACAACAAAUGAAAUUCUAAAACUUAAUAGAACUUGUAAAAUAGACUUACAGAUUCUUUAAAUAUAUAAAUUAAGUUAAAAUGAGCUGAAUUUAUUGAAAGAUUUAUUAGAAUUAGAUCCAGAAAAGAGGAUAAGUGCUGAAUCAGCAUUAUCUCAUCCUUAUUUCUUUAAUGAUACUAUUCAAGAGGAGUAAUUGUUGAAUAAUUAACAACAACCCUUAUUAGUACAAAACCUUCUAGAAAGAAGUAAUGGAUUUUUUCAAGCUAAGACUGAUAAUUUUGACAAAAACGUUGAAGAAUUUUUAGUUGAUUCAGAAUCACCCAAUAUUUGUGCCAUACCAAUUUUCAAAGUUUUGAUGAAGGAUUCAAUACUAUAAAACCUUCAGGUGAGAAAAAAAUCUAAACUAAAGAAAAGUGAAACAUAAGAAUACUCUCAACUAAAUUUUCUUAAUCAUUUCUAGGCUAGAAAGUCAGUUCACUAAACUAUUGUUUGA
Molecule: messenger RNA, 1504 nt
Organism: Paramecium octaurelia
Lineage: Eukaryota; Ciliophora; Oligohymenophorea; Peniculida; Parameciidae
Source: the annotation of a GenBank genome assembly